AGUUCAGUGGCUCGUUGCGCAUCUAUGCGUCCUGGCGAGGGAGUGAAACUCCGCUCGGGAGCUUGGCCGUGUGUUGACAGACUCGCGGAGGGGCAGGAGCGGCGGCAGCAGGAAUUAGGAAUGGUUUCCUACAGCUGAAGUUGGAUAUUAAGACCUUUCGUUAUUCCUAAGCGAUUACUGGACCACCGCGAUGAACCUUUUACCUUCCAACCCCCAUGGAAACGGCCUUCUUUACGCCGGAUUUAACCAGGACCACGGUUGCUUUGCGUGUGGAAUGGAAAAUGGAUUCCGAGUAUAUAACACUGAUCCCCUGAAAGAGAAAGAAAAGCAAGAAUUUCUUGAAGGUGGGGUUGGUCAUGUGGAGAUGCUCUUCCGAUGCAACUACUUAGCCCUUGUGGGAGGAGGAAAGAAACCCAAGUACCCACCAAACAAAGUUAUGAUUUGGGAUGACCUAAAGAAGAAGACGGUCAUAGAAAUCGAGUUCUCCACAGAAGUCAAAGCGGUGAAACUCCGGAGAGACAGGAUUGUGGUGGUUCUAGAUUCUAUGAUCAAGGUGUUCACCUUCACUCACAACCCCCACCAGCUACAUGUGUUUGAAACCUGCUACAACCCCAAAGGCCUUUGUGUUCUAUGCCCCAACAGUAACAACUCCCUGCUGGCCUUCCCGGGCACUCACUCUGGCCAUGUGCAGAUUGUGGAUUUGGCGAACACGGAGAAGCCCCCUGUGGACAUUCCGGCCCACGAGGGAGCCCUGUGCUGCAUUGCGCUCAAUCUGCAGGGCACACGGAUAGCCACCGCUUCUGAAAAAGGGACUCUGAUAAGGAUAUUUGACACCUCUGCAGGCCACUUGAUUCAGGAACUAAGACGGGGCUCCCAAGCAGCUAACAUUUAUUGUAUAAAUUUCAACCAGGAUGCGUCUCUCAUCUGCGUCUCCAGUGACCACGGCACUGUACACAUAUUCGCAGCAGAGGAUCCUAAAAGGAACAAACAGUCUAGUUUGGCUUCAGCAAGCUUCCUUCCAAAAUACUUCAGUUCCAAAUGGAGCUUCUCCAAGUUCCAGGUCCCCUCUGGCUCCCCCUGUGUCUGUGCCUUUGGAACGGAGCCCAACGCAGUCAUAGCCAUAUGUGCUGAUGGCAGCUAUUACAAGUUCCUGUUUAACCAAAAAGGGGAGUGUUCCAGGGAUGUUUAUGCACAGUUUCUGGAAAUGACAGAUGAGAAAAUCUGACCCACUAGGAACCGAGUGAAGGUUUAUCAUUUUUUCCCCCCUUUGGUCUUUUCAUUCCCUCCUGCUGAAGACAGACACAAAUGGCACAUCACAAAUUGAGUGUCUGAGCUGGGAGAGGUACUGUCAGAGCACAGCGGUCACACAGGACAAGUCGAGGAGAGCCUCAUAAACUUGAACAUCUGACCUAUGGAAUUUUAUUUCCUUUGUUGGGAUUUACAAAAUAGUCUUAUCUUGACAGGAGAGCCCGAACAGUGGCGGAAGAGACUGAAUUGAGCGUCGUUUAAGAGAACCAUGAGAUUCUUUUUUUCCUGAAAGGACAGUUUUUUUUGUUUUGUUUAACACAUAACAUUUCAGUUUGUUCUACACUAGACAUGUAUCUUGAGGAAGCCCUCUUGUGGUGAUCACACUAAAGAAUGUAAUACUGUGGUAUUCAUUAUAAUAUUUUUUUAUUUUAAAGAAGAAAGCUGAUUCUCCUGUUUUGCUGAGUAACACCACCUAACCAGGUAUAGGGAGUGCCUCUGCUGAUAUACAAAGUAAAUUUCACUUAUAUAAAUAUACAUACAUUUAAAUACCUAUUAGCACUAGAUUUGAUUUUACUCAAUGUAUAAAGCCAAUAUUCCAUAUUGAAUCUAUGUACUUGUAGGAAUUAUUCAUAUACAAGAGCAGAGUUUCCUUGCCCCUCCUGUCCAUAUUCUUUCGUAUGUGCAAUGCUCUUUCCUUUUCUCCAUCAGUGUUACAGCCAGCUCCAACCAUUAAUAUGUAAGUCUUCCCAUUGCUAUGACUAUUAAGAGCAUGGUGUCAGUACUAUAAAUUACCCUUAAGUUUCUCUGCUAUUUAACGGUGGCACCCGAUGGGUAAGGAAUGAGGAGACAAACGAUCACCAUCAUUCAUUUUCCCCAUGCAUAUCUGGCAGAAAACGUCGACUUCAUAGCUUACCAUAACGAGAUCAUACUUUGUGGAGGUUGUGUAAUAAUAUCUGCAAAAGAGGACUUUCAUUUGUAUUGCAUGUUGUGUCCAGAUUAUUUGUGAUUCUUUUGGGUGAUUUUUUUUUUUUUUUUUUUUUUGAUAAAGCAGGCUAACCCCAGUGGUUUCCUUUUCACUUAUUACAUUAUUUAAAAGCAACAAAUUAGACACUGAUUGGUUUUGAAGAAUUUUACUUUUUUUUUUUUUUUUUUUAAAUCUCCUGACUCAACAACUUGACUUAUUGCUCUUCGUCAAACCGGGAAGUUCCUGUCACAUGACCCAGGCAAAGUCACAUAAAAGGAAAUGUUUUAUGUGACAUAAAAGGAAAAAACCUUUGGCGCUUCAGUAACAGUCUAGUACUUGCUCACCUAUUAUAUGCCAGUUGUUAAAAUAUGGAAUUUUAUUUCCUUUGUUGAGAUUUAAAAAAAAAAAAAAAGUUAUCUUGACAAGUGAUACUGAGCAGUGGUGGAAGAGACUGAAUCAAGCAUCAUAUACACUUUUCCAUGAAUUUAACAGAAUCUCAGGUGUUUGAGCAUGGAAGUUCCUCCACCAUGGGAUUCAUUGUGUUCAUUGCAUGUUUUAUAUCACUGUUGUCCAGGCCUACAGGUUGAUCAUUGUCAUUUCAGACUGACAGUUCAGAAUGUAAAUGUAUGCUCAGAUUCCAGCCUGGACUAAAUGUAAUGGGAUAGAACCUCUGCACGACUAAUGGAGAGGAUAACGUCAGGUGGAGUCGUGUCCUAUUUAGACGGCAAAAUGUCAUGCUUUAUUAUUUUAGUUCUUAAACUUGACAAUUACUUAUGAAUGGCUCAGUCUACAAGAUUUCAAUCACAAAUCACUUAUUUCCAAGCAUCUAAGCCUACAUUGGGGUUAGCUGCUCUCUCCUUGACCAUGAAGCCUAUUUCAUAUUAUCAUUCACUGAAUUUUUAUGUUUAGUAACAGCAAUAACUUUGCAGCAGGAACUGUCUGAAUCACUCAAAUACUCUUAAACAUUAAUGCACUGUUGUAUGAGUUGAAUGUUUCUUGCUGGGGAGGAGGGGGGGGGGGGAAUGUAAGAACCCAUCUACAGCUGAAGACUGGGCCUUUUCCACCAGUCUCCACCAAGAGGUUUUCAGCGCUUUAAUUAUAAUGGCAAUCAUCCAUCCACAAUAGUUUAAAUUGGCUGCAGACUCCACUGGCUGCUGCCUAAGCAUUUCCUCGUUAGACAGCUGAAUGUCAUUGCUGCAACCCCUCUUCUGGGAAAGAAAGCUCAGCUGGAAGAGUCUCAUACAAAAAAAGUCAUAGUACAUAGCCCUAGUCAGUGUCGGUCUUUUGGAAGUGGAGAAUACCAAAUCACGGGUGAGAAUUGGGAAAAAUGUUAUAGCUCAGUUAUAUAUAAAUGUUUACAAGUGACCUAUCAAGGAAAUGUAACGUUAGUGGCUGAACCUAUGGUCAUACAGAAGGUUUGGAAACAUACCUGUAUGCAUCUUUACAUUUUUGCGGUCUUUCAUGUUCAGGCAAAGGUAUUUGGUAUGUUCGUUAUAAUGAAAUAUUAAUCUAAUCAAUCAGACUGAUGGGUGAAAUUCCUAUAGCGAUUCGGCCUUAAGGUCAAAAGCAAAACAGCUACCAGUUUUACAAUGUUUCCUGAAAAUUUAAUACAUCUGAAUUGCAAGAAGCAUCUUUGGGGUUGAUUUUCAUAGGAGUGUGGUGACCCACAUCCAAUGACGGACUGCAGCCUUCUUCGAUUCCUCUGGUUUUCAAAAUGACAGGCUACCUGUAUUGGCUGCUGUGGGGGAAGCAACUGACAGGGGAAACAGAAGCAGUAAGACCCUGUCAUCAUCUAACAUGGUUGUCAUGAUAGCGCAUGUCUUCCAUUCAUUUUAAAUUUGUACAUUGGAUAAGUAUCCAGGAAGUUUUAAAUUCAUGUAACUUCAGCAAUCAUAACCCUUAUCACACCAUGAAUGGCAAAAAAUAAAUAAAAAUGCACAUU
Messenger RNA from Brienomyrus brachyistius, 4154 nucleotides. It is a transcript of the gene wdr45b, whose product is annotated as WD repeat domain 45B. The transcript is spliced from 10 exons. Bases 191 to 1225 code for a protein of 344 amino acids. Gene Ontology annotation, molecular function: phosphatidylinositol-3-phosphate binding; protein binding; phosphatidylinositol-3,5-bisphosphate binding. Lineage: Eukaryota; Metazoa; Chordata; Actinopteri; Osteoglossiformes; Mormyridae. Gene Ontology annotation, biological process: nucleophagy; protein localization to phagophore assembly site; autophagy of mitochondrion. Gene Ontology annotation, cellular component: cytosol; phagophore assembly site membrane; extrinsic component of membrane. The record is from RefSeq and is a predicted model, not a curated record.